UUUAUUGAGUGAGUCAAAGUGAAAGGGUCAACACUUAAAUGAAGAUGUUGAAAUGUUAUUUAACUGUGAUGAUAAUUUAAUUGAAAUUAAAUAAGAUUGUUCAACGAAACCAUAAUAAGUGUAACUAUUCAAUUAAAUGGGUUUAAAACCUAUCAAAGCCUCAACCUUGAAGGAUUGGAUCAACGGAUUGGAUGAGUGGUGAAACAUGGAUUAACCUUAUGUUUAUAGCCGGUCAUGAUGGCUUUUAUUGAUGAUCUCAUGAAAGUUUGAUGGUUUUCCCUAUUGUUUAUGUUGACAGGACAAUUUACAAAUCAUCAUCGCCUUCAACAUUAUCAUCAGCAUCAUUAUCUUCAUCAUUAUGGUGGUCAUUUCGAGUUGCGAUAAAUGGAACAGCAGAAAAAAAGGAUUUAUGCAAAUUCACAGCCAAAAUUAUUAUCGAGUUAAUCUACAGUCCUGACAGUUAAAGGGAAAGUUAAAUAUUCAUAAGGCUAAUUAGUUUGGAUUAAUCUAAUACAUUUGUUACCAAUACCUAUUUCUUAAUGGAUUCAUGGACAUGAGGUCAAAAAAGCUGUUAAAUCAUUUCCAACUCUCAACUGAUAAUUUAUGUCUAUUGUUAUGGAUGGUGGUGAUUGAAAAGGCCGAUAUCAAUAUCAAUUAUGACUGAUAAAUGUCCAAACGUGAUUAACCCAAUGAAAUAUCAUUUAGCAACAAAGAGUCAUUUAGCUUAUUCAAUAAUUUGACCAAUAAAUCUACUGAUAAAAACAUUGAAUGGUCACAAUUGAUAUGAACUCCAAGAUGCUUGGAUAAAGGUAACCAGGAUAAAUGAUGCCAAUCAGUGACAAAUUUCAAGCUCAAGAUUAAAUGGUGUUAACCCAGGGACAUUAAAAAAAUACAAAUCAAGAUGGAAAUUAAAGACAGCCAGAUCCGGACAUUAUUGGACCGACAAUCGUGGUGAAUAUUUUUUAUGCGCUGCCAUUUGUAGUGAUCCAUUCAAGGCUCAGUAGACUUGGUGGGCUAACGAAAUCAAAUACAUAAUUAAUUCUGCUUGUCAACGUUUAGAUUGAAGUCUACUUAAAAUGAAGGAUGAAUCAAAACAAAUGUACAGCUCGAAUUAUAAGUUGGUGGACUUAAUUCAGCAAAAAAAUAUCCACCUUGUCUCUAAUCAUUGGUUUUAUGCCAGUUCGAGUACCAAAAGAUUUAACUCUUGAAAGCAACCAUCAGCCACUAAUUAACCAGCUAAAUUGAAGCGAAAAAAGUUAUGUUAAUUAACAUGGGUGGAUAUGUGCAUGAUAAAGGCCGAAAUACAUUGAUGAUGAUCCUCAUUAUAACGAUUGUCAACAAAUAUACAAGCACCUCAGGGCAAAUGGACAGAAGAAUGAAUUAGAGCAUUAAGCUAGACCAGUUACAAUUUGCCGGAUAAGAUUGAUCUGUGAAAAUAGUAAUCAUAAUGAUAAUUAUUAAAAACAUGCAAUCAAAUCAUAUCAUUCCCACUUUCACUUUUUUUAUGUUCAUUCUGUUGCUUUACCAACCCACUUUACCUUAAGGUUGCUUUAUUACCUUUACCCUCCUCUUGCCACCAUUACUCCUUUAAUCAGUAUUUACAUUAAAAAACAACAACAGUUAACCUUUUACUCUUUACUGAAUUUGUUUCUUGUUUACAUGUUUUCAUGAAAUCAAAACGGAUUAUGAAUUAUCUUCAUGUUGAUGUGAUGAGUGAGAGUGUAUUAUGAAAAGGGGAAGAUAAAUUCACCAUUAGGAUCAACUAAUCAACAAAUCCAUCAUCAAUCCAAUCUUGUAUUAAUAUUUUUGGUGGGAGGUUAAAAACUGUCCUCUCCAACUCAACUUGAUUUAACUUUGUUCAUUACAAGUUAACUGAUAAACGGACGAAUGAUUUGAAUCAGAUAGCCAUUUGAAUUUGAUCAUCGGAUACAAUUAGAUUCGUCAGUUUUACUUUUAUAAAUUGUUUACAAUUCAUUCACUGAAAGGAUUCAACAAGACACCUUUGGUUUAUAAUGCUGCUGUCCAGCUUGAAUCUAUGUAAAGCACAGCUUUUAGUUUUUAAUUUACUCGUUUUCGUUAAUUGUGAGCCUACAAUCGAUACAACUUUGGAUGCAUCAUCUAAUGUCUAUCAAUUUUCAGCUGAUCCUAUUAGUGAACAGUUUUCAACAAGCCAGCAAGUAUGCAAUGAACAUGGACUAACACCGAAUGGGACUAAAUGUAACCCGGAGAGGUUAAAGGAUCCCCUUCAAGCUGCUGCACAAGAACCUCGUUGGAAUGUUGAUUAUUUGGCUAAAAUUGAAGAUGAUUAUAUGGGUUCACCGCAAUUUAAUGAUUAUCUUGACCGCUGUCAUGGACGCUAUGGUGAUGCCUCAGCAAUAUCAAUACAAGACAUUCGCCAAUCAAUUCGUAAAGCUAUUCCUAGUCUGUUGGCUUACAAGGCUGCCGAUGAGGAGAUCAUUGAUACAAUCGAGAUGGCCAAAUUUGCAAGUCGGUUUGUGGCUCAAUUGGCUCAUGAAAGUAAAUUGUCAACUUUAAUCACCAAUCAACUUGUUAAAGAAUAUUGCUUGGAUAAGAUGGAGGCAGCAGUAAAAUUACCCAAAGUAAGUCUGAGGACAGGCCUGAGUCGAUCUCUUCGGGAAACAUAUUUACCAACCAGUUGUGCACCUCGUAAAGACUUGAGUGACCUUAAUUGUGAUCCUAAAAGUCGUUAUCAUUCAUACGAUGGAACCUGCAACAAUUUAGAUCAUCCAACCACUGGAAUGGCUUAUUCUUGCCAUAGACGCCUGUUACCAGCUGAUUAUGCUGAUGGUGUUGAAAAGCUGAGAGCCUCGGUUUCUGGUGAACCCUUGCCAAAUGCCAGAUUAAUUUCAAAUGUAAUCACUCCCGAUGUACCGGCAACUGAAUUGAAAAUGUCCCAAAUGAAUAUGCAGUGGGGACAAUUUGUUGUCCAUGAUUUGGUUCGUACACCAUUGGUAUUGGGUAAUGCACCUCUCUGUUGUCCACCCAAACCAACCAACCAUCCAGAGUGUGAAACAAUUUAUCCUUUCCCACCUGGAGACUCUCUAACCAAAAGAUGGAACCAAACCUGUCAACGAAAUGUUAGAUCGACAACCUGUCCUUCAUGUAAAUUGGGACCACGAGAGCAGCUGAAUGCUGCAACUCAUUCAUUGGAUUUGUCUAAUGUUUAUGGUUACACUUAUGCUGAUGCUUUGAAAGGACGUACCUUAAAGAAUGGUCAAUUGAAGAGCUCUUAUGAUGCCAAAGGUGGUGAAAUUUUACCCUCAGCUGAUGGCUUUUAUGAUCCAUUGACUUUACAAGUUUGCAAUGUGCCACCGCGAUUCCCUGAGUUUAAAUGUUUCGCUUCGGGUGAUGGUAACCGUGCUAGUCAACAUCCAGCCUUGAUGGCCUUACAAACAUUGAUACUUCGUCGUCAUAACCAGCAUGCAGCUAACUUGGCCAAAAUGAAUCCACACUGGUCCGAUGAAACUGUCUACUGGGAAACUCGGCGUCUUUUAAUUGCUGAAUACAACCACAUUACUUACUCGGAAUACUUGCCUUCUCUGUUUGAUCGUAAAUUUUUAUCCUACUUUAGUUUGCUUCCAUUGGAAAAUGGUUUCUCCAAAUAUGAACCUGAGACUGAUGUACGUUCCAUAUCUGAAUGGGCAACUGCUGCUGGAAGGUUUGGUCAUUCACAGAUUAAUGAUGUCUAUUAUGUUAAAAACGAGGAUGAAACGUUUACCUUCCGAAUGAAAGAUGUUUUCUUUGAAAUGUCAUUGAUCCAUCUUGGUCAAACUGAAGGAAUCAUUCGUGGUCUAAUAACUGAACCAGCCUAUGAGGUUGAUCCCUAUUUUGUUACCGAUGUUAAAGACUGGAUGUAUCAACAUCCAAACCGUUCUGGUGGACUGGAUUUGGUUGGUCUUAAUGUGAUGAGAGGCCGUGAUCACGGUAUUCCUGGUUACAUUCAUUAUAUUGAAUAUUGUUUUGGACAGAAAAUAAAAUCUUGGACCGAUCUCUAUGAAUAUAUACCAAAAGGUCAAGUUAACAAGCUACAAUCAAUAUACAAAGACAUUGAAGACUUGGAAUUGUUUGUUGGUGGAAUCUCAGAAAAACGAAUGAAAGGUUCAGCCAUGGGACCAACAUUUGCCUGCAUUAAUGGAAUGCAGUUUUAUCAUUCAAAGUUUGGAGACAGAUAUUGGUACGAACAUGGAAAUCAAGCUGGUUCUUUUACUCUCGAACAAUUAAAUAAUAUUCGAACAACUUCAACUUUGGCUCGUCUAAUUUGUAAGACAACCAAGUAUUCUCAUAUUCAAGCAAAUGUCUUUGAGAUGCCAAGUCGCACUAAUCCUGAUAUCGAUUGUAAUGAGCUUCCUGAAAUUGAUUACAGUCUUUGGAGUGAUGAUUACCCUUCCUCUGAACGGUUUACCAGAUUUAGUAAAUAAAGGAUUUCGAGUUGAAAUUGAAUUGAAAUCUUAAAAUCAAUUCUCUUGAGCUGAUUCCAACACACUUUUUGCCAACUGACAUUGUUCAACAAGUUAUCAUUUUAUAACAAUUGUCACAAUCAAAUCCAAUUUCAUCUGUUAAGAGUUUCCUGUAAACUGAUUGCUACUAAAAACUCAGCAAACAGUUACAACCUUACCAGGUGCCUUUCUUGCAUUAAUCAUCCAAAUACCCACAACAUAUACCUUUAUGUUUGUACAUACUUUUGUCCAGCCACUAACUUAAUACACUUAUUUCAUGUUCA
Messenger RNA from Tetranychus urticae (two-spotted spider mite), 4741 nucleotides. Lineage: Eukaryota; Metazoa; Arthropoda; Arachnida; Trombidiformes; Tetranychidae. The record is from RefSeq and is a predicted model, not a curated record.